AUUAAUCGCAAAUAUUGGUUUUCUCUACGCUAGCCUCGCCGUUUCAACCCAACCGCUCCCUAUCUUCCUAGUGCGAAACAGGGCCGAGGACGCGGGCUUGCCGAAGCUUGGGCGAUCUGCCUUACUCGGGACGAGUGAUCUCAUUGCGAAAACAAAGCUUCGUUAACACUUCUUGGUUGACUUGACACUCGUUCGGACCGGCACAUGGGCCUACUGGUACCAUGCUGUUACCUACCCGGCAUCCAAGGCACCAUGCUUUGGAGAGACGAGCCCUGUCCAAACAGGCCCGGACGUUUGUUGUGAUUGGCGUCAUUGCAGUAGUCAUCUUCGCUAUACUCAUAAUCACAUACUUCACCACUCGGAAAUUCCGCGCUUCUUCCCGCGGCACCCGGAAAGCACAGCAGGCCUCAAAAGACAAACUACCUUCGCUAUUUUCCUGGAAGUACUUUCGCAAGCGCCCGCGCCGCAAUGGCUACUCCACCACCCUGCAAGAUACCGAAUACCGCGGGAGCGCCAGUCGAGCAAGCGGUGAGAUGAGUGGCGCGACACCAGCAGAUCCUGAGAGGCAAAUCGGCAGCACCGCUGCGAAUGGCGUCGACCGGAAUACAUCGAUUCGCAGCGUCAUGACACUGCCCGCCUACUCUUCCGCCGCGAGGGAAAACGAAAGAGUGCUAGGACGCGAAGGCGAGCGAGCAGGCAUGGACAACGUUAUUGAGCUUCCAGAGACGCAAGACGAAGAGGAACGACUGCGAGAGGAAGAGAUGGAGUCAUUGUACCAAAUACGAUUAGCGCGACGAAUUGAAGCAGCCGAACGAGAGGCACGCCGGCAAGCACGGAGAGAGGCGCGGGCACGAGGCGACGCCCAGGCACUCGCAGACAUUCGACGGAGAGCAGAACAGGCAGCAGAUCUCUCGAUAUCACAAAUGCUCAUCGCAGAGCACCAGGCCAGACAACGAAGCCGCGACCAUCGCGUAUCAUCGGUAGCCUACGGCGAUUUGGGCGUCGCAAGACACGACGGCACACGUCUCCGCGCAAACUCUUCCGAAAGCGACAACCGUCCUCUGCUCGACUCUGCCGCCUCUUUCUCGGGCGUAAGCGGAAGAUCGCGUGGCUACACAGCCACGAGCAACGAAACACACCAACGCGGCCUCUCGGUAACUUCCCUUGCACAAUCUGUGGAAUCUCAUGGGUCCGACGACUAUGAUUUUGCAGAUGCUUCGCGCACAAACUCCCAAACACACUCGCAUACCAACAGUGAGGGUUUCGAGGUAAUUCCGCUACACCCAGAAACAAGCCAUAGCGGAAGCAGUGCACCGUCACCACACGCAGAUAUACCAACAGAAGAUGCCCCCGCGUAUGAAGACCCACCCAACUACGAAAACCCGGUAAACGACCGAGCCCCGCAGUUACCAGCUCUUAAUCUGGACCUGGAACGACUACCCAGCAUACAAGUAACUACAGAACCAACGCCCGUUGAUGGACGAGCACCAUCCCCACUGCGAUGAUAGCUCUAACCAAAUAUAUUAUUCUUCAACAAGUGAAAAGAAACAUUCAUUCCUGAUUUAACACGCACACAUGUCGAGAUAGUUGGAUCAUCAUCGUUGUUGUUUUUUCUCUCUAGCCAUUUGAAGGUCGUUUUCGCAAAAGGAGCAUUCAUUCUUAGUUUUUACCAUCUUCAUCAACGAUUAUACGAAGUCAUGCUGGUGGAUUCAGCCAUAUAUAUCCAAAACUUUGUACAUAGCUUUUUUUUGCAUCUUCAUGAGUUUGCAUAAGUAAU
This is a messenger RNA of Exserohilum turcica Et28A, 1777 nucleotides long. RefSeq lists its product as uncharacterized. The record is from RefSeq and is a predicted model, not a curated record. Lineage: Eukaryota; Fungi; Ascomycota; Dothideomycetes; Pleosporales; Pleosporaceae. The transcript is spliced from 2 exons. Bases 222 to 1505 code for a protein of 427 amino acids.